Paramormyrops kingsleyae is the source of this 3787-nucleotide messenger RNA. RefSeq names its product RNA polymerase II elongation factor ELL2-like. The record is from RefSeq and is a predicted model, not a curated record. Gene Ontology annotation, molecular function: cis-regulatory region sequence-specific DNA binding. Gene Ontology annotation, cellular component: transcription elongation factor complex. Lineage: Eukaryota; Metazoa; Chordata; Actinopteri; Osteoglossiformes; Mormyridae. Gene Ontology annotation, biological process: transcription elongation by RNA polymerase II; positive regulation of transcription elongation by RNA polymerase II; snRNA transcription by RNA polymerase II.
GAUUUAUUUCACUUCUAGACAUGGCAGCGCUGAAGCAGGAGCAUCGUUAUGGUCUUUCCUGCGGAAAAAUUAGCAAAAACACUCACAAUAAAACACUUUAUCAUGUCAAGCUCACCGACACUGCCAUUCGAGCAUUGGAAGCCUACCAGAACCACAAGGGGUCCUCACCGAAUCAGCCCACUAUCUGCUUCACCGGGAACCAAGGGUACAUCAAGAUCCCGGCCCCGUGUGCAGACUCUGCAGACGGAUUCAGACUCUUCUCCUUCUACCUGUCCAGCGACAGCAAGGACAAACCACAAGCCAGCUUGGAUUGCAUUCAUCAGUAUGUCUCUGGAGAGGGCCGGGAGCAGCUGGAGGGCCAGGGCAGCAUCCAGGACAAGAUCACGGUGUGUGCCACCGACGACUCGUACCAGGUGACGCGCGAGCGAAUGUCACAAGUGGAGAAGGACAUCUGGAGCCGGUCGGCCAUCGAGAUCAAGCCUGGCUCCACACAUCCCAGCAAGUGUGUACGGAUCCAGAAGAGGCCAGCACCUCCCAGUGGGAUGGACGGCUCGCAUAGGCACUCCCCCAACGGCAGGCGGACCGGCGUGGGAGCUCCGGGGGGCCCAACGGCUGUGCGGCCCCUUCGGGAUCGCCUCAUCCACCUGCUGGCCCUUAAGCCCUACCGCAAGCCGGAGCUGCUGCUGUGGCUGGAGAGGGACCGGGCCGCCCCCAGGGACAAGGCCGACCUGAGCACCGUGCUGGAGGAGGUCGCCAAGCUGAACCCCAAGGACCAGAGCUUCACUCUGAAGGAGGAGCUCUACAGGCAGGUCCAGAAGGACUGGCCCGGAUACCAGGAGGAGGAGCGACAGCUUGUCCACAGGCUGCUGGCAAGAAAGCUGCAGGGCAGCAGCCAGUGGAAGCCGCCGCACCCGAGCCCUUCAUUCCACAGGGCCCCCGGGGACGCCCCCUCGCCCCCCGGCUCUGUCAGGAAUCUCACAGCGAAACGCUCUGUGCCGUCCGACCCACCCGACGCCCAGGGCCACAAGAAAGCCCGGCCUGAGCAUGGGCCCCCGGCUCCGCUCACCUCCGCAGGCGAGGCCCUGGCUUCUUCUGCCAGCCGCGGGGGCCCCGUCCCUCCCAGCUCCGGCUUCCGUGCUCCCCAGCCAUCACAGAGACCUGCCAGCCAGAGCGACGCCUCGCUGGCUCACCGUGGCUCCGCCCCCUCCGCCUUACCCAGCACAGAGCCGCUACCGCUACCGCCACUGCCAAGGCCUGACCCGGGAUUGGCGGACGACAUGCAGCCUGUGGGCGGCCUGCACAGGAAGAGGAAGUCCAAGAAGCACAAGGAGAAAGAGAAGGAGCGUGUGAAAGAGGGUGACGGUAGCCAGAGGCCGGAGGCCAGCCCGGACCUCAAGCGGGGCCUGGAGCCCCUGGAUGGCCAUGAAGGGGCCAGCGAACCGGCUUCCCCAGACACCCCCACAGAGAUCCCAGACUACCUGAUAAAUUACAUCACCAUCACGGAGCUGGGGCAGCGACAGAAGUACAGUGACGAUUUCUGCGCUGAGUAUGAGGAGUACAGGGACCUGCACUCGCGCAUCGGCAGCAUCACGCAGAUGUUCAUACAGCUGGGCUCCAAGAUGAAGAGUCUGUCGCCCGGCACCAAGGAGUAUAAGGUUAUGGAGGAUCAGAUCCUGGACAAGUACAGGAAGUAUAAGAAGAAGUUCCCCGACUACCGGGAGGAGAAGAAGCGCUGUGAGUACCUGCACCGGAAGCUGUCGCACAUCAAGGUGCUCAUCUCGGAGUACGACCGCUCGCGUGCCGCAUCCUAGCCACGGACACUGACCACCGGCCUGUGAUUUCAAGGACCUCCGCUCAUGUAUCGACCCUUUGUGUAGUAUGUGGAUUGGUUACCAUGUGAAGUCUCGUUCUUGGCCAAAUUUUUCCUCUUGUAGCUGGAAAAUGAAAUGCUUCUGCAGGCUACUGUUGGCGGUUACAGGCCGUGUGCAGAGCGUCACGCUGCCGGGAGUGUCGGAGCCGCCGUGCCUGGGGCUCUGCUGGCCAGACGUGGUUCUGUUAUUCGCAUGUAUUUAUCUGGAAGCCCUGAUGCUGAGGCCAGCGAUAAUGAAGGUGACUCAGAUCUCUGACGUAUGAGGAUGCAUACAGUCUGCUGCCUUGUUUCACCCACUGCCAAACCGCUCAUUGGCCAUGCUUAGAGUGAUGGACAUCAGAAGGAACCAAUAGCUGGCCAGGGUUUUUGAUGGUGCUUCUUCAUUUUAUCUGUGAUAGGCCGAACUUGCAAGGUACUGUAGCAAGGCUGAAUCGGUUACCGUGGAGGCCUGAAUCGGAGACCCACACACGCGUCUCACUGUCUGAGCCCCCAAAUUCCAGGGUUUCACUUCUCAUUUCACAUAAAUGCAUAUACAAGCAUUAUUUUUCGGGCAGAUUUUGAAUUUUUUACUUCCGGGUCGCUGUUCAUCUCAAACACCUAUGUGUUUCUGCUGUGAUUCACUCAUUGUAACACUAAUAGGGAUACAUUUGGUCAGGCCAGUGGCGAGGGUUUUCUGUGGGGGGGGGGGGGCUGCUGUGGGGCUUACUACCCCCUGUCUGAUGAAGCCCAGCUCACCCCCAUCCUGAAUGUGACAGUCAUUUUCUGUCACCCCUGUGUUAUUGAUUUACUGCAGCUGGCCACUGGUCUGCAGGACCCCCCCCCCCCCCCUCGCCGUCCAGAUGUAGUGUCCCCUCGGCAUUCAGCUCUCUCAAUGCUCAGGCUGUCUGCCCCUGGGCUUCCGAUGUUGGAGGGGGGAAUGUCAGGCCUGGACUGGUUCAGGUCUGAAAUGGCAGCAGUCGGGGGUGAUGGAUUUGCCAAAAGGACGUGGUUUCCGUCCUGAAGCCAGUGGAGUAAAAUUUCUCCCCGUGUGCUAUUGUCUGUCCGUUUAGAUGCCUUAAAUAAAGCAGACCACAUGAAACUACUACUAUUACUGUACUUGGCUACAGCUCACCACUUGAAUGUGCUCUAUUUCAGUCUUAAAUGCCAGUGUCCUCCUCUAUACUGCUGUGUCUUGGUCUCAGCCACACUAUCAAUCAGUGUGGGCACUUUUCUAUUCUUUUAAUGGGAGGGGGAAAGGCCUGGGAUUUUUUUCCCCUGCGUUUUAUGCAUGUGUAAUGUGUUCCUCAUAUAGACUGUGGUUUCUGCAGUAGAAUGGGUUCAUUUUGCUCCUGUAAAUGUGCUUUAAAUGCUUCGAUUCAUCUGAUUUCUGCCGGAAAAGGAUUCCAGAAUCAAAAAAGUGUAACUAAAAAAAUGUUUUUCGAGGUUUUUCUGUGGAGUAUUAGGUAGGUGUUGUUGCUUCUCUCGUCAGAAAGCAGGGCCGUCGAGUAGGCGUCUGCCCGAUUUGCUGGGCGUUUGGGGCUUGUGUGCUGCAAUGUGUAACAUAGCCGAUAGCAGCAGUCUUAGAAAAUGGUAGAUUUGACUCCAUCGACAAUAUCUGCUGUUUAUUUUCAUCUUAAUUUAUUUCCUUUUUAGAUAUAGAUGGCCCGUGCCACCGAUCGGUGGCUUCGGAUCCGUGUGUAGGUGUCAGGUCCCUGGUGGCACCUCUGCCGACCUCCACCAAAGCGACUCGGGUCGCUGGCUUGGGGUGACGGUGCACCAAUACUAUGGUACCUUGUACCGUUUCAGCCGCCUGUCGUCAUAGAGCCUGCCGAUAGUGGGCAGUGGGGAGCCUGUAAUCCAGAAAAUAAAUGGAGAAAUUUAAAAACCGCCCAUUAGUUACUCGCCGGUUUUGGGUGAAUGUGCCUUCUGUGGGGUGGG